CAUCGUUGUAUUUGUAGUUUUUGGCUAACUGGAUAAACAAACCAACGUGGUUUCAAGCAAAACAUAAACAUACGAUUUUCUCCCAAAAUAUUGGAAACACUGUACUGUACAUAACUGCCCAUUUAGUUUCAAUCAUGGCUGCAAUAACUAAGCUUCACAUAUACCCACAAGGCAUAGAGCACUUUUCUUUUGGGGAACAAUCGAGAAAUGGAUUGCUUAGACAGGGUUUUCUAUGGUCUGGUGGGGUACAUAGAGGACGUCAUGGAUUGUGUGUCCAGAGGUGCAGGUCUUUUAAGUCUGACGAUGGAGGAGAAGUGGAACAGAAACAGCACAAAAGUGAGAAAAGUUGUGGGACGGUGAUGGAAAACGAGAAUAAUUUGAACAAGAGAGAUGGGUUCUUGAGUACUUCGAAAGAUGCUGUUUCUGGGUAUGGAAGAUCGGAUUCAGAGUCAAGUGACAAGUAUACGAAAGCAGUAGCUAAAUUGGAGGAGGUUCUUUCAUCGAUUGCUAUUCAAAUAGGAAGAUAUAUAGUCACCAUGAUGAGCACUGGUGUAGUACUUGCAGUUGGUUUUCAGUUGUCAGGUGGAGACAGUCAAAUGAAUACAUUGAUUUGGUAUAGCUGGCUUGGAGGAAUUAUUAUUGGAACUAUGAUAGGUGCUAACAUGGUUUUAGAUGAACAUUGUCGUGCUGGUCCACGUAACGUGGUCAUAACCGGAAGCACAAGGGGUCUUGGAAAAGCACUUGCUCGAGAAUUUCUUCUGUCUGGCGAUCGUGUGGUUAUUGCUUCACGCAGCCCUGAGUCUGUAAAUAUGACAGUCAGAGAGCUUGAAGAGAAUCUCAGGGAGGGAAUGAUCACCACCAGUGGCUCAUCUAGGAAAAAUCUGGCACGUGCAAAAGUUGUUGGCAUAUCUUGUGAUGUUUGCGAACCUUCUGAUGUGCAGAAAUUGGCAAAUUUUGCUGUCAAUGAAUUUGGAUCCAUUGACAUAUGGAUAAAUAAUGCUGGCACAAAUAAAGGCUUUAGACCCUUGCUGCAGUUUACAGAUGAAGAUAUUAAGCAGAUUGUUUCAACAAAUUUGGUUGGAUCUAUUCUCUGCACUCGUGAAGCAAUGCGUGUGAUGGUAAACCAACCUAAGGGCGGGCACAUUUUUAACAUGGAUGGUGCUGGUUCGGGGGGAUCUAGCACCCCUCUUACAGCCGUGUAUGGUUCAACAAAGUGCGGUCUUAGGCAACUCCAAUCAUCACUUCUGAAAGAAUGUAAGCGAUCUAAAGUUGGCGUGCAUACAGCAUCUCCUGGCAUGGUCCUCACGGAUUUGCUUUUGAGUGGAUCAACUCUAAAAAAUAAACAAAUGUUUAACAUCAUCUGUGAGCUUCCAGAAACAGUUGCUAGAACCUUAGUUCCACGGAUGCGCGUAGUAAAAGGUACAGGGAAGGCCAUCAAUUACUUGACCCCACCUAGGAUAUUACUUGCUUUGGUGACCGCAUGGUUGCGGCAAGGUCGCUGGUUCGAUGACCAGGGAAGGGCGUUAUACGCAGCUGAGGCAGACCGACUUCGUAACUGGGCCGAAAACCGUGCUCGGUUUUCCUUCACAGACGCAAUGGAAAUGUACACUGAAAAUACAUGGGUGUCUGUUUUUUCACUUUCUGUUGUUUGUGCCUUCAUAAUCCUUUCAAGCACAGGCAGCACUUUUCCAGGCACCUAACUUCUCAACAACUGCAGCACAUGAAGCAUUCAUUCAGAAGGUAUCAUUACAGCCUAAACACACAGUUGAAGGAUCCUACUAAAGCAUAUGCAAUCCAAGCUGAGCUGUUUUAGAUGAUGAGCCCAGCCCCAGGUGACCAAUGAAAUAUUUCUACAUUUAUUUGGGCCUGAGCCUGUCCAUUUUUUAAGGUGGGGCUAACCCAUGAUGACUCUAUUUGUAACAUAAAACAUCAACUGAAGCAUCAGCCAUAGCAAUGAAUGAUUAAGAUUAUUUGGA
Manihot esculenta (cassava) is the source of this 1976-nucleotide messenger RNA. RefSeq names its product probable chlorophyll(ide) b reductase NYC1, chloroplastic. The coding region runs from base 135 to 1700 and encodes 521 amino acids. Gene Ontology annotation, molecular function: chlorophyll(ide) b reductase activity. The record is from RefSeq and is a predicted model, not a curated record. The transcript is spliced from 10 exons. Gene Ontology annotation, biological process: chlorophyll catabolic process; PSII associated light-harvesting complex II catabolic process. NCBI's taxonomy places the organism in Eukaryota, Viridiplantae, Streptophyta, Magnoliopsida, Malpighiales, Euphorbiaceae.